Messenger RNA from Drosophila elegans, 1435 nucleotides. RefSeq names its product alaserpin. The coding region runs from base 65 to 1294 and encodes 409 amino acids. The transcript is spliced from 3 exons. Lineage: Eukaryota; Metazoa; Arthropoda; Insecta; Diptera; Drosophilidae. Gene Ontology annotation, molecular function: serine-type endopeptidase inhibitor activity. The record is from RefSeq and is a predicted model, not a curated record.
AGCUCAGUUGUGUGUAAGCCACUGGAUCAUAAACAUUAGUCGAAGCUAGGCAUUUCCCAAAAACAUGAUCCACGGGGAGCUACUUUUUGCCCUGUUAGUGGCUCUGGCAUUGGCUAUAGUCCCACCAUUUCCAGUCGGCGCUGAGCUCUCGGCCAGAUCGGCAGCUACUGCCUCAAGCCAUCGCUUUGGCCUGCGUCUGACCACUAAGCUGGGAUUGAGCCAGCCGGACGCAAACGUGGUGGUUUCCCCCUUGCUGGUACAGGCGGCCCUUAGUCUGCUGUAUGCGGGGAGCUCUGUGGAUUCCGGAAGGGAACUGCGGCAGGCUCUGGAGCUGACGCACGCCAGUGGUCCCAAGGAAGCGGUUCGGGACAUCCAGGCCCUCCUGUCGGAACUCAAACAGUCCGCCGCAGUUGGCUGUCGCCUGAGACUGCUCAGCGACUUCUACGCCCAGCAGCGCUUCACCUUCAACUUCCGCGAUGAGUUCGAGGCCUUGGCCUCCCAAAUGGGCGUUGGCUGCCACCGCCUGGCCUGGGAAAGUGCCUCGAACGCGGCCCAGGACAUCAACUACUCUUUUCUGAGCCGCAGCAAUUUCAGCCUGGGGGAGCUAGUGAGUGCCUCCCAACUGGAGUCCCUGGCCGAGCACAACACGCCCUUCUUACACGUCUCGGCACUGACCUUUCGCGCUCCCUGGGCCCAAGCCUUCGACCCGGCUGAGACACAGAGCAUCAAUUUCUUCGCCGGAGGAAGUCGCCCCAGGCUGGUGGAGGCCAUGUUCGGCCAGCACCGCUACAGGUACGCCGAGGUUCCAGCUCUGGAUGCCCAACUAAUAGAGGUGCCCUUCGCCACCGCGGAUCUGAGACUGCUCAUAGCGUACCCGAAUCGGGCGGAUGGGCUGGCCCACUUGGAGCGGAAGUUGGCGCAGUCCGACCUCCAGCAGCUGAGGGGGCAGCUCCAGGAGCGCAAGGUGGCCCUUACCCUGCCCAAAUUCAAAGUUCUGGUCCACUCUACUCUGGACGGAGUACUUAAAGAGCUGGGGCUGGCGAAGCUGUUCACAUCGGAGAUCCAGCUGAGCGAGGUCUUCAGCUCCAUAUUGGCCAGUUCGGCUCCCCCUUUGGGAGCAGUGGUGCAGAGCAGUCUCCUGGAGCUGCAGGAGGAGGGCGGCGACGCGGGCGAUUCUUUUUCCUUCGGCGAUCUGUUCCGACGAGCCCUGCCCCUGGUCAUCAAUCACCCAUUCUUCUACGCCAUCGGCAAUGACAAGACCCUGCUGCUGGCCGGCCACAUCGUGGACAUAUGAGUCUCUCCAAUGCUUACUUAGUAUGCGAUUUCAAUGCUAGCUCUAACCGGGGUUAUCGCCUUAUCAUCAACGCUCGAAUCACUGACAAAUAAACAGAAUCACCCGUGGCAAGCCAAAGGUGAAAAAUGAUUUGUAAACACA